Penicillium brevicompactum is the source of this 981-nucleotide messenger RNA. Its product is annotated as putative GATA transcription factor (AreB). The record is from RefSeq and is a predicted model, not a curated record. The transcript has 3 exons. Bases 1 to 981 code for a protein of 326 amino acids. Gene Ontology annotation, biological process: positive regulation of transcription by RNA polymerase II; negative regulation of transcription by RNA polymerase II. Gene Ontology annotation, molecular function: RNA polymerase II cis-regulatory region sequence-specific DNA binding; DNA-binding transcription factor activity, RNA polymerase II-specific; zinc ion binding. NCBI's taxonomy places the organism in Eukaryota, Fungi, Ascomycota, Eurotiomycetes, Eurotiales, Aspergillaceae.
AUGGUACACUUGACUAAUUUCUCUUCCCACCACUCCAGAUCAUCCAGUGAUGCCAGUAUGAGCAUGGCCAAUAUGACAUACGCUACAGCAUCACCAGCAGCUACGACAGGAGGACAAGGGAAUGGACCUGUAACCUGUCUGUCAAAAUUGCGGCACCUCCACCACCCCCUGUGGCGCAGGGACGAACUCGGUUCUGUCCUCUGCAACGCCUGUGGCCUGUUUCUGAAGCUGCACGGCCGACCACGUCCGAUAAGCUUGAAAACAGAUGUGAUUAAGAGUCGCAAUCGCGUCAAGACCGGCCAGGGCCCUAAGCGCAAGUCCGGUGGCCCUGUAGACACCAAUGGCCUCCCCUCGCGAUCCGAAGCCGGGACCCCUCCCCUAGGGUCGCAUGGAUACCGUCGCGCGUCGCGCAAAAUGUCCCCGGGUCAUUCGGAUCGCUCCAACUCCCCGGUCUCUCGCACCGAAACACCUGGCUUCGGCUCGAUGCAUGCGCACAACUCGAACAUCGCGCCACAGCAUAUGUUCGACAGCGUCACUCUGGGAGACGGUAUGAGCUCUUCUACUGGCCUGCCCUCUCGCCAGAUGCGCCAACCUUCUCCUUCUGCGGUCGAUCGCCAACUCGACUCCCCCCACACAUUUGAAAGUCUGCUGGCCCUCAACACCUCUCUGAAGACCCGUGUGAGCGAACUGGAAUUCGUCAACGAGCUCUUCCGCGGUCGCGUGACAGAGCUCGAGCAGAGUGACGCCAGCGCCCGCCGGUCGGAGAUGAUCGUCCGCGACUCUGAGGUACGUCUGCGACGGUCUCUCGAGGAGUCCCAGCGUCGCGAGGAAGAGCUCAAGCGUCGCGUCAGUGACCUCGAGCGCCAGGUUGGUUCCAGUAGUGGUGACGCAGACUCAGGCGAGCCGCUUGCCAAAAAGAUCCGGCUUUCUGAUGUUGUGGAAACUGACGAAGCACCGGUUAAAUCCCCGAAGAGCGUUUAG